This is a messenger RNA of Adineta steineri, 630 nucleotides long. NCBI's taxonomy places the organism in Eukaryota, Metazoa, Rotifera, Eurotatoria, Adinetida, Adinetidae. The record is from the annotation of a GenBank genome assembly.
AUGUCAUCGAAAAAUUCACUUGGAGACUAUGAGGAAAAACGUGAUUUUAAAAAAACAAAUGAACCAAAACCAUCAGAUAAUGAUAUUAAUACAAAUGAAUAUCGAUUUGUUGUUCAAGAACAUCAUGCGUCCAUACUUCAUUUUGAUUUUCGACUAGAAUAUAAUGGUGUUAUGAAAAGGUCGAUACCAAAAGGACCAAGUUUGAAUCCUCGGGAUAAACGUUUAGCAAUUAUGGUUGAAGAUCAUCCAAUACCAUAUAUGAAUUUUGAAGGAAAAAUACCAGAUGGAGAAUAUGGAGCAGGUUGUGAAGUACGUACAUGGGAUAUCGGAACGUAUGAACCCUUGGAUGAACUUGAUACGAAUGCAGGAAUAGAAAAAGGAAAAUUAACAUUUAAACUUUAUGGAAAAAAAUUACAAGGUGAAUUUCAUAUGAUUCGAUCUCGAUUUGGAUCAAAUCAGCGUGCAAAUCAAUGGCUUCUAAUGAAGAAAAAAGAUGAAUUUGCUGAUGAAAAUUUUGUACUUGAACGUAUAUUAAAUUAUGGUUCACGACGUGAUUUACAACCAUUUACUCAAGGAAAAAGACAACGACAAUCAACAUCACCUAAACGAACUACGAAAAAACGUUCAUAA